AUGAUUAAGCUAGUCAUUGGAGGAUGUACUUUGAGUGUUAUUAGUUCUUAUGCACCUCAAGUGGGCUUGGGUGGGGAGGCCAAAAAGCUCUUUUAUAAGGAUUUGGAUGAGGUAGUUAGAGGUAUACCGAACACCGAGAAAAUUUUCAUUGGUGGAGAUUUUAAUGGCCAUAUCGGGGCAACUUCUAAUGGCUUUGAUAAUGUUCAUGGAGGCUUUGGUUUUGGGGAGAGAAAUGGGAGUGGAACUUCGCUUUUGGAUUUUGCUAAGGCUUUUAAGUUGGACUGCAAGGGUAUACCAAGUGAAAAUCUUACUAUCCAACACAAGCUUUUGGUGAUGGACCUAGAAAUUAAGAGGGAUAGGAGGAAGAAGAUUGUAUCUAAUCGACCGAGGAUUAAAUGGGGUGGCUUGACCCCUGCCCUUUCUCGGGAGAUGGGUGAGAAGUUGAGUGGGAUGGGGGCUUGA
Molecule: messenger RNA, 462 nt
Organism: Solanum stenotomum
Lineage: Eukaryota; Viridiplantae; Streptophyta; Magnoliopsida; Solanales; Solanaceae
Exons: 2
Coding region: 1-462 (153 amino acids)
Biological process (GO): chromatin remodeling
Cellular component (GO): nucleus
Source: RefSeq, a predicted model, not a curated record